AUGCCUCCUGCACCCUUCUUUAACUCCCAAGCCGCCUCCAGAUCCCCAGAUGUGUCCCUCAAAAUCAACUUCUGCUCUGACUCCCUGGAAACCGCUGCUAUCCUCAAUUCUUCAGGGGACAACCUGUUCCCAAUGCUUUACCAGACCUUUGCAGAAACCUUUGGCGUCAUUGAUAACACAAUACCAUGCCCCUCCAACAAGGGGAUUGACAUCAUCACGGAGAAAGAUGAAGCUGAGACAGUCCAAGAUUUUGACAAUAUGUACUCAGGCCUCAAUUCUGCUCUAGCCGCAAGGUUUGCUGCGCUUCUGGGCCCAAUACCUAAUGAGCUUCCCAGUUCUUAA
Puccinia triticina is the source of this 342-nucleotide messenger RNA. RefSeq lists its product as uncharacterized. The record is from RefSeq and is a predicted model, not a curated record. NCBI's taxonomy places the organism in Eukaryota, Fungi, Basidiomycota, Pucciniomycetes, Pucciniales, Pucciniaceae. The transcript has a single exon. The coding region runs from base 1 to 342 and encodes 113 amino acids.